This is a messenger RNA of Pteronotus mesoamericanus, 2677 nucleotides long. It is a transcript of the gene MRPS23, whose product is annotated as mitochondrial ribosomal protein S23. Gene Ontology annotation, cellular component: ribosome; mitochondrion. The record is from RefSeq and is a predicted model, not a curated record. The coding region runs from base 272 to 787 and encodes 171 amino acids. Gene Ontology annotation, molecular function: structural constituent of ribosome. Gene Ontology annotation, biological process: translation. Lineage: Eukaryota; Metazoa; Chordata; Mammalia; Chiroptera; Mormoopidae. The transcript is spliced from 5 exons.
UCCUCGCCAUCUUUCCACCGCGCGGCCCCACCUAUAAGGCGUUAGCUUAGCGAGGCCAGAAAGGGUCAAGCAACCACUAGAAUUAAUCCCUCCCCACGAUCGGUUAUUUAUUGCAUCUGCCCGGUUUUGGCUCGCUCUCCGCCUGGUCGGAUCGGCUCUCGAGUGCUCCUGUCUGAACCUGGCAAGUAGCCGAGAAGCGCGCUAGUUCGGCCGAUCCCUUGCUUCUGCCUGGCUCUGGUCUCCGGUCACGGUUGUAGGGACGCGGGAUCUCAUGCGGGCUGGGGUAUUGAAGGAGAAGCCCCUCUGGUUUGACAUAUAUAAGGCCUUUCCGCCGUUGAGGGAGCCGGUCUUCCGAAGGCCCCGCUUGCGUUAUGGCAAAGCCAAAUCUCCUAUCCAGGACAUCUUCUACCACGAGGAUCUGAUUCGAGCGAAAUUUUAUUCAGCCUACGGAUCUGGUCAAAAAGCUUUUGAUCUGUUCAACCCAAACUUCAAGUCUACCUGUCAACGGUUUGUGGAGAAGUACAUUGAGCUACAGAAACUUGGAGAAACAGACGAAGAGAAAUUAUUUGUGGAAACAGGGAAGGCUUUAUUGGCGGAAGGUGUCAUUUUAAGACGAGUAGGAGAAGCAAGGGCUCAACAGGACGGUAGUCAUGUUUCCUGGAAAUCUGAACCCACGAGUGUCAAACCCCAAACUGAGUUGGAAAAAAAGCAGCCCCUGGAAGAAGUCUCACAGGACCAGCAUUUGGAGGCACCUGAAGAGCCGUCGAAAGGUCUCUCACCUCCCUGAAGAACUUGUAUACCAUGUAUACUGACUUCCGAACGGUAUUCACCAGAUGGAUGUUGAACAGUUUUUAACAGUGGAGCUACGUAAAUGUUUCUGGAUCUCCAAGGCAUUAUGUUUGCCUUUUAGUUCUUGUUUCUAGGUUGUCAUAUAGCUCAGUGUCAUGGUUUGAAAGAAGCAGUUGUGUGAACUUUUAUGUUAGGAUAGUGUUAAAUAAAGAAUUCCCUAGCGGCUUAAAGUAAAUUUACUUUUAAAUGGUAAAUAGCACAAGGAAACCUUUAUAAAUGUUGCUUGAAUGGGACUCAUUUUGAGUAGGUUGUGGGCUGGCUACAUUUGAUUCUCGGGCAUGUUUCUCUUCUCUGGAUCUAUCAGACUUUUACUUACACAUAUAAAGUGGUCUUUGGUCAGUGGUUUCUGUGUGUAGAUAAUCUGUGUCCUUUUUGCUAUAGAAAUACUGACCUUCAACUUGAGAGGCCAAGCUGACUUGUGCUUUGCGGUAAGAGCGAGGACCUAUCAUUGAAAAUAGCCAAAGGCCAAAACUAUAACUUUAAUCUCAUGGAUUGACUGUGCGAGAGACGAUUAACAUGGGCUUGCCCAUAGUACAGGCUUUGCUGAGUAGGUGAAAGAUUGCACCCAUCUCCAGCCUGGGUCCAGAUGGCAUCUCUUGGAUUGCCGAUAGAGGGCAGCCAAUUUAGAUGAUGGUCCGCACUGGCACCCCCCUGCCUCCCGGGUGUCGAGGUGUGCUCGCAAAUCCUCAUCGAUGAUGUCCUGCUUUUAAAUAAAUGAGAUCCCCCUCUGAGAUGGUCACCUUUGUGUUUGUGAUCAAGCUGGGGGUUUUCAGCUACUAGUAAUAGCUGCUUCAGAAAUUCCUUAGUUUAAACCUCGUGUAGCUUUCCUACCCCGUGUUGUUUGUGUACAGUUGAUUCAGUCUCCUGGUGGACUGAGGGUGGGGCGUGCAUCUCACAGCCUGUACACAUCCUGGCACAUGGGUGCUCAGAUAAUGGAAGGCGAAUGGGUAGAUGAGGCAAAAGCAAUUCUCAGCUGUGUUGCUCCUCCACUCCCCCCGCCCCGCCGCACGCCCUUACCUUUAUCAUUCUUUGCAGUUCCUCUCGUCUGGGGAAUGCUUUGCUUUUAGAUGGGGAGUACAUUUCACCCGUUCACCAGCAUCAGGCAGCCAUUGGGUUCCCUGAACUGGGCCAGGCCUUGGAGGAGGCCAGGUGGAGGGGGCGGUUCCAUUCUCAGAAGAACAGUCGCGGGUCACUCAUAACUUCUCUAAACUUUCUGGGGUGUAAAGGGCAGUUUCUGUCCCCUAGUGACAAAGACAUGUUUAAAAGGCUAUUUGUUGCAUAAUUCUUAAAUUACACAUGCACAUGGUUCAAAAUUUAAAGAUGAGAAGCCACCCUCCCGUCCACCCCUGCUCUCCAGCCAGCCACUGGUUCUCCGCCAAGGCCACUGCUGUCACCAUUUCCUUUCCAGAAAUAUUUUGGGACACUGCGUACUGUUAUGUACCUUGUUUUUCCACUUAAUAUGUCUCAGAGAUCCUGAGCGUGGAUGCCUAGUGAUUUAAUCAAUGCCCAGUUGACAAACGUGCUUCUGUGUUUUCUUGUGCUACAAACAGGCUGGUGUAGCUACGGGGUGCAUUUUUAGUAGUGGUAUUGCUGGGUCAAGGAAUAGGUCAUCUUUGGUUACUGUCCUCCAUGAAAACUGCUAACUUAUCCGCCCACUAGCAGCGUAGGAGAGAAUGCGUUUCCCCACACCCUCACCAGUGCAUUCUCAUCUUGUUAAGUCAGCCCGGGGCCUCAGGAGGAAGACCUAAGCCUGGUAGAAGUGGGGAGACUUUCCCUUAGAGGAGACCUUCUUUAGGUUGAAUCUUGGUGAUCGGAGCCUAGUGAAAGG